GCCAUGUGAUGGUCAAGCAUCCUUCGCUUUCUACAUUGCUUUAUCACCUGUACAAGUCAACAGUACCACAUCAAGCUGCCGGAUCACUCCGGUACUAAGCACUUGUCAAUUUAUAGAAUCAUUUAGACAAGCUGGUGUAGAGUAGAGGCUCACAUUGUACUGCCAGGCAGUUGCAGUUGAAGAUAUUUACAGUAUAUGGAUUUGGGAAACAUGGAAUCUGGGCAUCAGAUUUCCAACAUCACAGAGGAGUGGGCAAAGAGCUUUCGAAGAUUGCACAUGCAAUUCUUUAUCAUCCCUACUACUGUUUUCACUCUGGCCACUCUGAUAGCCAACUUCAUUCUCCUGGCAUGCAUCUUCAUGACCCACGCUUUGUGCCAAGAAACACGCUACUUACUGGUGGCUAACACCCUGAUAGCAGAUGUACUGUUCCUCAUUUUUCAUCUGACCACACAGUUUUGUAAUGCCACUGGAGUUGUAAUGUCCUGGAUAGUUUGUGAACUGGUUACAACUGUCAUUGCCACUGCCUACUGCGCUGCCAUCCUCAGCAUCACACUCAUGGUGGCUGAUACAUAUGCUGCUGUACGUUGGCCGUUGAGAUACAGAGAAUUCCUGCCACCAGCUCGAACUCACCACAUACUACUUGGGAUGUGGCUCUUUGCAGCGAUUUACCCAUUAACUCUUGUAAUUUUGAUGGUCAAUGGCAGCAAGCAAGAUCAGGAAGUUAAUAUGUGUCUUGUCCUCAUCUUUCUUGGGUUUGUAAAGACGAAUAACACAGUUGGCAACCACAUGUAUUUUUUGGUUGCCGCCACUGCUUGUGCUUUACUGAUUUUUUACUGCUAUAUUCGGCUCUAUAUGGUGACAAAGACUCAAGGCAUCUGGCAAAGGCGCUUUUCCAGAGCUAGAGUUACCCUCCUUGUUCAUGCCAUUCUCCUGCUGCUAUACUUUGCUCCCACCUUUGUCUUUAGUGUGGAGGUGAUCUUGUUCCACAGGAAAGACGAUGUUCAGGUGUGGAUCAGUACAAUCAAUAUGUCUAUUUUCAUGCUCUUGCCAAGGGCUUGUGCUCCUUACCUGUAUGGCCUCAGGUACAGGGAGAUCCAUGAAACAUUAAUACAGCUGUUGUUUCACCCCUGGAGCUUCAACUAGAUUACAGUCUUGUAAAUAUAGUAAUAAUAAUAAUAGUUAUUUUCUUUGUUUAUU
Periophthalmus magnuspinnatus is the source of this 1197-nucleotide messenger RNA. Its product is annotated as probable G-protein coupled receptor 148. Gene Ontology annotation, cellular component: membrane. Bases 196 to 1143 code for a protein of 315 amino acids. The record is from RefSeq and is a predicted model, not a curated record. The transcript has 2 exons. Gene Ontology annotation, biological process: G protein-coupled receptor signaling pathway. Lineage: Eukaryota; Metazoa; Chordata; Actinopteri; Gobiiformes; Gobiidae. Gene Ontology annotation, molecular function: G protein-coupled receptor activity.